CUAUCAUCGACGACUGAGAUCUCGUAUCUAAUCACCCGAAACCACACAAGAAAUCGAACCCGAACCCUAGCCUCUCGUUCCUAUCUUCUCUCGCCAGAAACAUCAACAGAAAACUUUUUGGUUUCCUCUCGUCGUGUUCUUCUCUUAUUUCAUUGGAACCCUAGUAAUCAACAUUGAUACUUAACGAAGCAUUAGGCAGACACGUAAGAUUCAAAGUCACGAUUCACCUCCUCUUAUUGCCUCUCGUCUGCGCCACUCCUGUGAACGAAUAGAAGCAAUGUGCCCUCCAUCUCUCUUGUUAAAUGCAUUCUACAUUCUAGGGUUCGAAUUACCCUCUCCUUGUCGUGUGAUUUUACCAGAGAUUGAAUCAUGCCCUGAAAACUUUGAUUAAGGUGUGAUUAUGGCUCGAAAUAUCCAAUUGGAGUUAAUACCUUGCAUUUGAUGCCGUGUUCAUCAUUACUAAAUGUCGAAGGUUCAUCUGGAUCAGUAGAGCUACCCGAGGGGCUAGACCAAUACAUCUUAGACACAGAAAAGAACCAUGGAAGCAGAAGAUGGUCUCCAAAAUCUCACCUCCCUUCACACCCUAGAAACUUAUACACAUACCCUACAAAACAACACCAAUUCUUCACAAUACUCACACCAACCUCAUAUUUACCUUCAUUUUCACCCGGGCCGCACAACAGUCUGCCCUCGCUAUGUUAUCGUUACCAAAUGCCCUUGUGAGACCUUAAUCUCUACCCUUUAUCAAACACCUAUAGAUUAUCUGUUAUUUCAUUCAAAUAAAGGCAUGAUAAUCUAUUUAAUUUUGGUUAUCUGAUGCCUCCAUUUCUAUUAUGAAUCUCAUCUUGCAAUUAGCUUCUUACUGAGAGAUGGCCAUGUAUUUGCCAUUGCCACUGUUGCUACAUUUAUUCAUGUGACUGAUAUCUUUGGAAGAGAAAACAUGGUUCGCAUUACAGGUGGAAUGAAGGUGAAGGCUGACAGGGAUGAAUCUUCUCCUUAUGCAACCAUGCUUGUUGCACAAGAUGUCUCCCAAGAUGCAAGAUAAAAACCAACAUAACUGAUGAAGAAGCAAAUGAAAAAAGAUGGCUUGGAAUUAGAGGUGGAGUUAUCGGGUCUUCUUGAUGCUACAUGUGACACUCAAACAAAGAUGGUAAAGAUGUCAGCAUUGAAUCAUCUAAUGUCAACACAUGUCUUGCAACAUGCUCAACAAAUUGAGUGUUUGUAUGAUCGGGUCAGAAAUAGCAACAUACUUGACUCUUUGUACAAAUGCGGUUGAAGCAACAAAGAAUGUUGAGAUGGGUAAUAAGGAACAAACUCAAGCCCAUACAGAGGAACAACAAUAGCAGAAUUUUGAUCUUACUUUUCAUUUUUGUUUUUAUUUUUACUAUUCUUUUUCUUGACUGGUAUAAUUAAUUAAUAGCUAAAUCAAGGGACUCAUCAU
Molecule: messenger RNA, 1441 nt
Organism: Lactuca virosa
Lineage: Eukaryota; Viridiplantae; Streptophyta; Magnoliopsida; Asterales; Asteraceae
Source: the annotation of a GenBank genome assembly